AUGAAGGCAUACUGGUACGACAACGUCGAGGGCGACCAGCGCGAGCCCCACGACUCCGGACGCGCCGUGUCCGAGGAGAAGCUUGCCUCGCUGGGCGUGUUCUACAAGCACUGCCCGACGAUCGAUGCGGUGGACACAAUCGCCUCGAACCGCGGAUACCGCAACCGUGACCAGGUGACCAUUUCCCCGGAGGCGAUGGGUGCUGUGUAUGAGGAGAAGGUGAAGUCGUUCUUCUCGGAGCAUUUGCACGAGGACGAGGAGAUCCGGUACAUCCUUGAUGGAGAGGGAUACUUCGAUGUGCGCGGACAGGAGGAUGAGUGGAUUCGCAUCUGUCUUGUUAAGGAGGAUAUGAUUAUUCUCCCUGCUGGGAUCUAUCACCGGUUUACUACGAAUUCGCAGAAUUAUGUCAAGGCUAUGCGUCUUUUCCAGGAUGAGCCUAAAUGGACGCCCUUGAACCGGGGUGCGGAGGUUGAUGUUAACCCUCACCGGAAGACUUACUUGGAGACUGUUGUUAGUUCUACUGCUGCAGUCUAG
Penicillium paradoxum is the source of this 534-nucleotide messenger RNA. RefSeq names its product acireductone dioxygenase (Ni2+-requiring). Bases 1 to 534 code for a protein of 177 amino acids. Lineage: Eukaryota; Fungi; Ascomycota; Eurotiomycetes; Eurotiales; Aspergillaceae. The transcript has 3 exons. Gene Ontology annotation, molecular function: acireductone dioxygenase [iron(II)-requiring] activity. The record is from RefSeq and is a predicted model, not a curated record.